This is a messenger RNA of Trichobilharzia szidati, 1932 nucleotides long. Lineage: Eukaryota; Metazoa; Platyhelminthes; Trematoda; Strigeidida; Schistosomatidae. The record is from the annotation of a GenBank genome assembly.
AUGGAGAAUCAUGGAAAUAAUCUCAACAGACUUCCAGAAGAUGUAAAAUUGUCCAGGAAUAGCUCUUUUUCAAGACAUGGGACCAAGUCAGACACAAAUGUCGAACUGCCAACAUGUCUAUCAAAAAGAGGUGAUUUACCACCCAUUCAGAAAAGCGAAAGACGGUUAUCGACGCAUUCUGAAAAGAAGUCAGUUACAUUCUCGGUAUGUGGCAGCGAGAAGAGCAAUCGUAUUUUAAAUGCUUCCGAUUGCUUUGAAUAUAUGCGUAAAGGCAGUGAAAUGAUAAAACUGCACACAAGUGGACGUCAAUAUAAACGAAUAUUUUAUUUAAAUGAACAAAUGAAUUGUAUAAAAUGGUCAUCGUCUUCAUCGAAUAAACGUCAGUCGAAUUCACAAAUUGAUAUUGAAGAAAUUCAUGAAGUUCAACUUGGUUGUUCAUCAAGAACUACACAUUCACUUGGUCGAAAACGUCCACUCAGCUUAACACCAACAUUAUCAUACAGUUUUUUAUCCUCUGCAGGAUCAGGUAGUCUGAUUCAAACAGCUUCACGGAAUUAUUCAAAUCAUAAUCAUAAUAAUUCGAAUUCAUCGCUGACAAUCGGUUCAAUGUCACCACAAUUACAAAGUUCAACAUCAUUGAAUUCUGCUAUAUUAAAUCUUAGUUCUAGUGCAUUUACAAUAUGUUAUGGUGCAGAUUUUACUGUAUUGGAGAUAUUAGCAUCAGGUCCAGAAGAAGCGAAUAUAUGGGUUACUGGUUUAAAAUGUCUUAUGGCUGGUGCACAAGAUCCUCAAGUGUUGGAAGAUAGACAGAAACCACGUGACAGAUGGUUGCAGUUAAUGUUUCAUGAAGCCGAUUCAACUAAACAAGGAUAUUUAAGUGAAUUUGAAGUGAUCCGUCUGAUCAGAACAAUUAAUCCAAGUCUAUCGUCAACACAUCUUAGGCAUAAAUUAAAAGAAUUAGAAAGUAAACUGAAAGAUCAUAAAGGUCGGAUAACAAAAGAUGAUUUUGUAAAUUUUUUUAAGAAAGUUGCUACAAGACAAGAAAUUUAUUACAUUCUUGUUAGAUAUUCCAGUGGAGCAGAACAUUUAAGCGCUGAAGAUUUAAAGAAUUUUUUCGAAAGUGAACAAGGUAGAACUGGUUUAACCCUGGAACAGUGUACAGCAAUCAUCAAUCGUUUUGAACCAUCCCAAGAAAAUCGUCAAUACAAUCUGAUGGGUAUAGAUGGUUUCACUUCAUUACUGUUAUCUGAAGAAUGUGAUAUAUUCAAUCCUGUACACUUACAAGUAUGCCAAGAUAUGUCUCAGCCAAUAACACAUUAUUACAUUGCAUCAUCGCAUAAAACAUUUCUACUUGAAGAUCAACUUACAGGUCCUUGCAGUAUUGAAGGUUAUCAAAGAGCACUUCUUUCAGGUUGUAGAUAUAUUGAACUUGAAGUCUACGAUGGUCACGAUGGUCAUCCAGUUGUCAGACGUGUAAACUCACGACCUCCUGGCAUUCCAAUACAAGCUGUAUUAAAUACAAUACAUGAUUUUGCAUUCAUUCGUUCAGAAUAUCCAGUGAUAGUAUCAAUUGAAUGCUACGCAUCACAAGCUCAACAAAGUGUACUCGUCACUUUUCUUCGUUGUUGUCUCGGGCAUCGGUUACUCCUACCAAACUCAGAGUUCACUUUCAACCUGAGUGAAUCACAAUUAGAAAUUGAAGAUCAAGUUGAAAAGGCAAGAUAUCACAACUCGACUGUCGGUGGGAGUGGUGUUCACAAAGCCUAUCGUAAGAAUAGUCUACAAGUUGUCGAUUUAAAGAAUGAAUCAACAGUUUAUGCAUCAGAUGGUUCAUAUGUACGCUGGCCAUCACCACGUGAUCUUAUAGGACGUAUUCUAUUGAAAGGGAAACGAUUACCGAAAGGUACAACAAAACAACAGCGGCUACGAUGA